This is a messenger RNA of Peromyscus leucopus (white-footed mouse), 2144 nucleotides long. RefSeq names its product TBC1 domain family member 10A (gene Tbc1d10a). The coding region runs from base 537 to 1790 and encodes 417 amino acids. NCBI's taxonomy places the organism in Eukaryota, Metazoa, Chordata, Mammalia, Rodentia, Cricetidae. The record is from RefSeq and is a predicted model, not a curated record. The transcript has 9 exons.
AUACUUGAAAAUGCACUUAAGGAAAUUGUAUGUGAGAGAGAGUUGUACAUGUUCAUUUGUGUUAUAUGUUUGUCUGCUUUGCCAUGAUUCUGUAGGUCAGAAGUAGUAUGUAGAAUGCCUGCACUAAAAAUGUAGUUUCCUUCUCUCUGCCUUUGAUAGUUCUGUGAACUGGAUCUUCAGGGCUGGCUCCCUGAGGAUGCGUACUCAAUGGCUGUGCUCUCUGCUUAACACAAGGAUUCCUCCCCCAGCCCACCUCUGCCUGCAUUGGUGCUGAUCUGCCUGGGCUGAGCCUCGGCACCUAUCAAAUGUCAACCCCACAGGGGUCUGGGUACAAGAAUCUGCUCAGCCUGCCCAGGACUGACACAACUGCUCAGUCAGUAGGUGUGCAAAUAUAGAAGGUGGCAUUUGAAGGGACUCUGAAGUGUCUGUAUGAUUUUAUAGGUGGAGACCACUUGGGGAGCAUUCCAGCCAAGGGAUUGGCGCUGGAGGAAGUUCCCCUGGAGGUGCUGAGGCAGAGGGAGUCCAAGUGGCUGGACAUGCUCAACAACUGGGACAAAUGGAUGGCCAAGAAGCACAAAAAGAUUCGUCUUCGGUGCCAGAAGGGCAUCCCACCUUCUCUUCGGGGACGAGCUUGGCAGUACCUGUCAGGAGGCAAGGUGAAACUUCAGCAGAACCCUGGAAAAUUCGAUGAGCUGGACACGUCUCCUGGGGACCCCAAAUGGCUAGAUGUGAUUGAACGUGACCUGCACCGGCAGUUCCCUUUCCAUGAGAUGUUUGUGUCCCGAGGAGGCCAUGGCCAGCAGGACCUGUUCCGUGUGCUGAAGGCCUACACGCUGUACCGCCCCGAGGAGGGCUACUGCCAGGCCCAGGCUCCCAUUGCUGCUGUGCUGCUCAUGCACAUGCCCGCUGAGCAAGCCUUCUGGUGUCUGGUACAAGUCUGCGAGAAGUACCUGCCUGGCUACUAUAGUGAGAAAUUGGAGGCAAUCCAGCUGGAUGGCGAGAUCCUCUUCUCACUACUACAGAAGGUGUCUCCUGUGGCUCACAAGCACCUUAGCCGGCAGAAGAUCGACCCCCUGCUGUACAUGACAGAGUGGUUCAUGUGUGCCUUUGCACGUACCCUGCCUUGGAGCUCCGUGCUGCGAGUCUGGGACAUGUUCUUUUGUGAAGGAGUCAAGAUCAUCUUCCGUGUGGGGCUGGUACUGCUGAAGCACGCACUAGGCUCCCCUGAGAAGCUCAAAGCCUGCCAGGGCCAGUAUGAAACCAUCGAGCAGCUGCGGAGCCUCAGCCCCAAGAUCAUGCAGGAAGCCUUCUUGGUCCAAGAGGUGAUAGAGUUGCCUGUGACAGAGCGCCAGAUUGAGCGGGAGCACCUCAUCCAGCUGCGGCGCUGGCAAGAGACCCGUGGUGAGCUGGAGUGUCGCUCUCCGCCUAGGAUGCAUGGUGCCAAGGCCAUCCUGGAUGCAGAGCCUGGUCCCCGACCUGCCCUGCAACCUUCACCGUCCAUCCGCCUACCCCCAGAUACAACCCUCCUCAGCUCCAAAGCUAAGCCAUCCAAGCAGGUUCAGAAGGAGCAGAGGAGGACAAAGGCCAGUGGGCAGAUGGAAAAGUCCCCAGGCCCCACUCCAGGCACAGUGGUGACUGCUUCAGGAGAUGCCUGUCCUCCUCAGGAUGUGCCCCCAAAGAACUCAGUCUCCCAGGACCCAGUCCCGCAGGACUCUGCUCCCCAGGACUUAGUCUACCACCGUUCGCAGGAGAGCCUGACCUCCCAGGAGAGUGAGGACACCUACUUGUAACCCCGGGAGUUCAGGCCUCCAGGUGGGGUCUCCACACAUCUUACACGGUUCAAAGACUGACAACACUCCAGGUCCUGUGUACCUGAAGGCUCAUCUGCUUGGCCACUGGGCUGGGGUAGAAUCUGGCUGGCCCAGUACAGAUUCUGCCUGAGCCUCCUAUUUAUUUUCUCUUGAGUCAAGCUGGCCCAGCCAGCACAGGCAGAAGCUAUGGCCGAAGGAGUUGGGUCUCACUCAGCCCAUCCUUCUGGGGUGUUUCCCAGGGCUAGGGUGCUGACAUGCGGGGAAGCGGUGGGGUACUCUUUGUGUAAAAUAGAAACAUGGUUUUGUACGGAAAUAAACAGGCUUGUAUAGAGA